AUGGGAAACGCAGCUUCUUCCUGCACUGGAACUGUAAACCUGCCGGAACUUCGUCGGGCAUUGCUCAAUUGGGAAUCUCGCCGGGCAGACGCCGACUUCGAGAUUCCCUGGACGAAAUCUCACCUCACAGCUGUUCUCGAUUACGCCCUAAAAAUGGAGCGCAUCAACUCCUCCUUCCACUCGGCUCCACUUAGCCCGCUCAGAGCUAGCGAUUCGGAAGUUUUUCGUAUAUCCAGGAAAACCUCCCAUCCCAGAAUACGCCCGUUCGAUGAUCAAGUUGACAAUCUUAAGAGAGAGCUGGGAUUCCUGGUUAGUAUUUUAGGCGAUACGCCAUUUUUGCAUGCCGAGCUCGAGCAUGUUCACAAUCUCUUAGCGGAGUUUGUGGUCGUCGGAAACCUAGCCGGAAGUUUGGUUUAUUGCUUCGUUUUCACCACUGAUCAGCAGUUUAAAUCCGUGACUACGAGAAUCGUAAAGGCCAUGGAUUCUCUGUUUCAACGUGUGGACCUUUUGAAAACUAAUAUAUCGAAUAUGCUUCCGUCUAUUGUUGUGGAUGCUGGUGAUAUUUAUCGAAAGACCCGUCCUGCUGUGGAUUCACUUUCAAUUGUUGAUUCUCUAUUUUACAUUCUCGAGGAUUUAUUGAACCGUGAUUGCGGUGAGAUUACUGAUCUCAAGGAUCAAAUUAAAGUAAUUUUUCACGAGCUUAUGUUUGCGUUAUCUGCCCACGAGAAUAUAAGGACAUAUUUGCAUUCAGAAACAGAGGAGCCAAGAGAACCCGCGGUGCGGCUUAUAGACGUGGCUUACGAAACUGAAUAUCUAAUCAAUUCGUUUUUGGUUAAGAACAUUCCUCUUUGGUACUUCUCCCUCAGGCUCCCUCAUGUUGUUGACAAGAUGAAGCUUAUUGGGAGCAGGCUCCAAGAAAUCGAAAGGGAUUAUGACAAGGAUAUCGUUGAGAGCUAUCAAAAGGGAAUCUUAAAAGUUGCGAAGACUGAGAAUACGCCUCUAUCAUCACGAGCCAAGAGAAAUAAUGAAGUUGGUGACCUUGUAAUUGGCUUUGAUGAUAAUGUGACAAAUGUUUUGGGCAAGCUAAUAGGGGAAGGCGAGCAGCUCCAAGUUAUAUCAAUCUACGGAAUGCCUGGGCUCGGUAAGACUACUUUAGCAAGGAAGAUAUACAAUCAUCGCUCGGUUAACUAUGAUAGUUAUAGGCAUCUACCUGGACAUUUGAAACCAUGCUUUCUUUACUUUGCGGCAUUUCCUGAGGACGCAGAAAUUCCAGCUCAGAAGCUGAUAAUGCUAUGGAUUGCUGAAGGAUAUGUGAAGGAAGAAGAGAAUAAGAGUGCAGAGAUUGUAGCCGAAGAAUAUUUGAUUGAGCUAAUUGAUAAAAGCCUAGUAAUGGUUGCAAAGAGAAGAUAUGAUGGUGGAUGUAAAGCAUGUGUCAUUCAUGAUCUGUUGCAUGACUUGUGCUUAAGAAAAGCUGGAGAAGAGAAUCUCCUGAAGUUAAUGGAUGAAAACUGCUCGAUAUACGAGCGACAUCACUGCUUAUGCUUUAAUGUUUCCAAAGCCCGGAUUGAAAUUUUCAGACCCUUUUUCAUGCCGCACGUACGCUCUUUCUUCGGCCGACAUUUGAAGACAAAGCGCAACGUCCUCAGCAUAAAAUUACUCAGGGCCUUGGAUUUGCAAGACAGUGAGUGUGAUCCAGGAGCAGUUAGAUUCCUGCUUCACUUGCGAUACUUGUCCGCUAACGAGACACCACCCUUGAUAAGCCAGCUCGUGAACCUUGAAUAUCUCAUUGUAAAGACAUCGAGGAUAGUGGAUAUACACCCGAGCAUCCUGAAAAUGAUGAAGCUGAGGCACCUCCAACUAGCCCCACUAGCUAUUUUCGACGAGAAUUGUGACAGUUCCGUGACAAACAACCUCAAGUACCUCUCAAAUGUAUACAUAAGCAAUCUAAAGGAAGAGAAUAUGAUGAGAUGUUCGCCCGAUCUCUGUAAACUCAAAUGCAGAUGUCAGCCCUUUCCGGACGAGCAGGGAAAACUUCGUUAUCCCAACCUUGAAUUUCUCACUCGGCUUGAGUCUCUCAAAAUGACGACCUUGCGCGGUUAUAAGAAUGCGGAGAUUAAUUUCCCCUCGAAUAUAAAGAAGGUGACGCUGGACGGCCUGCGCUUGCCUUGGGAAAAGGUGCUUACAGGGCUCAACAUUAACAAAGAAAUCGAGGAGGGAAUUCAAGAUUUCCCAAACGGGCAACGUUCCUCCAAGGCAUAUCAAAUCAUUACAAGUUCAUUGCAUUUGUCGCGCAUCACCAUCCACAGAUCAAUCGUUUCCUCUUAG
This is a messenger RNA of Striga hermonthica, 2325 nucleotides long. The record is from the annotation of a GenBank genome assembly. NCBI's taxonomy places the organism in Eukaryota, Viridiplantae, Streptophyta, Magnoliopsida, Lamiales, Orobanchaceae.